Messenger RNA from Pecten maximus, 8607 nucleotides. RefSeq names its product transcriptional regulator ATRX-like. Gene Ontology annotation, molecular function: ATP-dependent chromatin remodeler activity; ATP hydrolysis activity; ATP binding. Lineage: Eukaryota; Metazoa; Mollusca; Bivalvia; Pectinida; Pectinidae. The transcript is spliced from 31 exons. The record is from RefSeq and is a predicted model, not a curated record. Gene Ontology annotation, cellular component: nucleus. Bases 152 to 6556 code for a protein of 2134 amino acids.
UUAUGAUAACGAGGUCAUCACGUGACCAGACGUCAUCGUCUGUAUGCCGCCAUUUGCAGAGAACAAGAGAGAAAAUGGCAAACUAACAAUAAGUCGAUAUUCUCGCCGUAUCUUCAUCAAGGCGUAACGUCUUGGUAUCUUCAGAAUAAAGAUGUCUUCCAGAAGUGGAUCUUCUAGAAGAAAGCCACUGCUGGUCACCCGGAAGGUGUUAGACAACUCAACAGACGAAGAGGAAGACAAUGCUGGGAGUAGCAAAAAAAUAAAUGGAGAUUCCCAGUCAGAAGAGGAAAUUAUGGAGGAAUUGCCAGAAGGCACAGUUGUUGUCAAUCCAGAACCAGUUGAGGAGAAAAACCCAACAUUCAAGGGACCCGAAUUUGUGUCUGGAAAACGUAAAUCAACAGGUAAUGGUAAUAUUGAUGUCAGUGGUUUGAUGUCUCGAGUGACAUGUACUGCCUGCCACAAACAGAUCAAUACGAACAAGAAAGGGUCUGCUCGACGACACCCUCUCCUAAAAGUCCUCAUCUGUAAGCGCUGCCGUACCUAUUAUGAUAGUGGCCCUAUACAAAAAGACAAGGAUGGCCUGGAUGAGCAGUGUCGGUGGUGUGGGGAAGGAGGACGUCUGUUUGGAUGUGACUUCUGUCACAAUGCAUUCUGCAGGUCCUGCAUAAUUCACAACCUUGGCCGAUCAGAACUGAUGAAGGUGCAAAAUGAUGACAAGUGGAAAUGUUAUGUAUGUAAUUCUAAAGCACUUCGAACCCAACGGCAUGAAUGCGAGGCUGUGCUCGAGCAAAUUAAGAAAGAGGAACAAAAGGCAAAGAAUGCCUUGGAACGAGAAAAGGAAAGGGAAAAAAAUAAGGAAAAGAAAGACACACCUUCCAGUAAAAACACUCCAAAAUCUAGUGAAAUUGUUAAAAACACUGCUACGCCAAAGUCUAGUGUGAAAACCAUAGCUGGUAAAAACCCAAAUGUUGAGUUAGUAGUUGUUGGGCCAAAGGCACCCAUUCCAAUGCAGUCAAAGGCACCCAUUAACGUUCAGAAUAAGUCAAUGCCAAUGAAGAUUGCACCACAACAAAUGGCACCUGUUCAGCAACAGCUCAAGAAUCUUUUGAGUAUGCCAAAUGGUCCACAACGUAAUGUGCAGCAGCAAAAGCAACCAACAAUAAUUAGGCGGCAGCAGCAAUCCAUGCCAGGUCCAGUGAGUCGAGUGGGGUUUGUUUCUAGUCUUGAUCCAUUAUCUAUUACUCUUCCGAAGUUGAUAGAGGAAUUCAAAAAGAAUGUAACGCCAACAACAGUUCCACAAGUUCUCAACAAGAUGAUGAGCAUCACAAACUCCCUAACUCUGUUGAUGUCUUCUAUUAAAAUGAACAUAAUGGACAAUCAUUUUAAUACACCAGGCUAUGAAUCCCUCAAUGCCAUGACAACCCAGAGUCGUAAAACAGCAAUUGAUUGUUUGGUAAGUGGACUGGAACUCUUUCUUCAAGAACUACAGAUCACAACGGUUGGCGAAUAUAUGCCACCACCUCCAGAUACUAGAGAUAUUUCUUCAAAUAAUGCAAAUGACUCUGAACCAGAAGUGUUAGAGGUUGACAGUCUCGCUAAAGCACCUGAAAAACCACUUCGGAUGACCAUGAUAAAUGAUGAGAUUAUUGUAGAAUCUGACUCGGAGGAAGAGAAGAUUCCAGUCAAAGUUGAUAUUCCUGAGAUUAAGGAAGAUGUUAGCAAGGACAUUGCAGACAAUGAGGAAAAGUCUGAAAAUGUAGAAAAAAAAUCAGACGACGAUGUGUCAAAAGAUGUAGACACAGAAAUGGAGGAAAGUGUAGAUGAGGAGAAAUCAUCCGAAACUAAGGAUACAGAAAAAUCGGAUAAAAAGUCCAAAGAUACAGACAAGAAAAAGGACAAAAAAACCACAGACAAAAGUCCCAAGAAACAUGUAAAAGCUGAAAAAGAAAGUCCCAAAAAAGGAAAAAAAUCAAGCACUGAAAAAGAUGAAAAGGAUAAAGUUGACUCUGAAAAUACUGAGGCUCAGUUAGAACUGUUAAAGGAACUGGCAGAUGAAUUAAUAAAGAAUGGCCAUAAGUCAGAUUCUGAAUCUGAGAACAGUACAGAAUGUGAAGAUGAUGAUAAUGACAUUCAAAACAUAGAGGACAAGAAAGAUGAACAGAAAACAAAGAAAGGUGCUAAUGAAAAGGACAAAGAUGAUGCUAAAAUCGAAAGUGGCAAAGGGAAAAAAGAAACUCCUAUUAAAAAGAAAAAUGAUGCUGAGGAUAAAAAUCAAAAGGAAAGUGAUGAGGAGGAAACGAAAGAGAAAGAAGAUGAUAAUGAGGAAGAAGAUGAUAAUGAGGAAGAAGAUGAUCUGAAAAAACCUGUAUCAAGUGAAAGCAACAAUGAUAGUGAUUCAGAUAGUGAGGAUAGUGAUCAUGACGCUUCUGGACCUGGCCGAAGACGACUUAGAAAAAGGAAGACCAAAGAAGAUGAAAAACCUGAAAAGAAAGGAAAAGGGAGUUUGAAAAUACGACUGAGACUACCUAAGAAUAAAUCACAAAGGGAAAAGGAGGAAAAGAAAGGUGAAAGGAGAAGUAGUCGUUCAAAAACAGCUGCAGAGUCUCGAGAAUCUGAUGAUGAGGACAACACAUCCAAAGGCAAGAAAGGCAAGCCCAAGAAGAAGAGUACCGAGUCCGAUUCUGAAAAUUUCGACUCUGAUUUAGAGGAUGAAAUAGACAAGUUAGCAAAAGAUCCGAAAGUGCAGAAAAAGAAAAAGAAAUCUGAGGAAGAAGUUAAACCAAAGGAGAAAAAGAAAGACCAAAAAGAAGAAACUAAAAAAGAAAAAGACCAAAAAGAAGAAACUAAAAAAGAAAAAGACAAGAAGGAGAAGACUGGUAGUGACAGUGAUAGUAGUGAAGGCACAGAUAACUAUGACCCUGAAGAGGCUGCAGAUGAUGAAGAGGAGGAAGAACCUAUGGACACUGCGGAUCCUCCUGCCCCAGACAUCUCGGAUAAGGAGAAUUCUUCGGAGGAAGAAGAUGAUGAAGACGGUGAUGACAGUAGUGAUUCUGAAGUGGUCAUUAAUAGUCCAAAGAAGAAACGUGGGAAGGCUUCAUCUAAGAAGGGGGAAAAGGCCAAGUCAUCAGACUCUGAAAGUGACUCGGAUGCAGUUCCCAAAAAGAAGACUCGGUUACGCUCUAAACUUUUAGAUGCCAAAUUGUCCGAGUCAGACGAUUCUGACUUCCAGAUUUCCAAAAAAGGAAAAGGUAAGAAAAGAAAAGCAGAGACCGAUUCUUCAGAGGACAAGGAGUCCACUGAGGAGGAUAGUGAUGCCCCAAAGAAGAAAGGGCGUGGCAAAAAGUCCAAACAGAAAGGAAAAGGUUCUAAAGGGAAAAAAACGAAGCGCCGACGCAUUAAGGUAGCAUCAGACUCCUCGGACGAGAAGAUGAGCACUGAAGGAGAGGAAGAAAUGAAAAAUGAAAAAAAGAAAAAGAAGAAAAAGAAAAAGGGGUCCGGCUCAGAUUCAGAUUCAGAUUCAGAUUCUGAAGAAGAUGAGAAUGGAUCACCAAGCAAGGGUAGGAAGCAGAUCCGCAAGAUCAAAUCUGACAAAAAAUUGACAGAUUCAACACGCAAAGCUGUCAAAGCAGAAGAAGAACGGCGAAAGAGAAUUACAGAGAAGCAAAAGGAGUUCAAUCGUGUUGUGAUGGAAGAUGACCCAUCAUCACCCACCAAAUGCCCUAUUACAAAAAAACUGGUGUUGGAGUAUGAUAAAGAGACGAAGGAGCCAAUGAUAGAGGUUGAUGAGAGGCUAGUCACUAAACUUAAACCCCAUCAGGUCGAAGCUGCCCAGUUCAUGUGGGACUGUACAAUUGAGUCAGUUGACCGUUUGAAGGAGAAGGGAGCUGGCUGUAUCCUUGCUCAUUGUAUGGGCUUGGGAAAGACUUUAUCUGUGAUAACAUUUCUACAUACCGUGAUGAAUCACUCGGACCAGACGGGUAUCAAGAAGGCUCUGGUUGUAGGACCUCUCAAUACAGUUCUUAACUGGCAAAAUGAAUUUGAAACAUGGCUCAGUGGGGAUUUAGGAGAAGAAUUCUAUGAGGUUUUUGAGAUCUCCAGUGUUAAACAGAAUGUAGCGAGAGCUGACAUGUUGAAACACUGGCACAAGAAUGGAGGCGUUAUGAUCAUGGGAUAUGAAAUGUUCCGAAACCUUACACAAGGCAAUCACUGCCGCAGUAAAAAGCUGAAACAAAUAUUUAGGGAAGCACUGGUGGAUCCAGGCCCUGAUGUCUGUGUGUGUGAUGAGGGGCACAUUCUUAAGAAUGAUGCUUCAGCCAUUUCCAAAGCUAUGAACCAGCUUGUGACCCUGAGGCGGAUCGUCCUCACUGGAACUCCACUUCAGAACAAUCUGAUUGAAUACCAUUGCAUGGUAAACUUUGUGAAGCCUAAUCUUCUAGGAACAAGGAAGGAGUUCUGUAAUAGAUUUGUAAAUCCUAUCGUCAAUGGACAGUGUACAGACUCUUCAUCUCAUGAUGUACGCCUCAUGAAACGUCGGGCACACAUAAUCCACGAGAAACUUGCUGGAUGUGUCCAGAGGAAAGACUACUCUGCCCUCACCAAGUUCCUAUCGCCCAAAUAUGAGUAUGUGAUUUCCGUACGGCUGACUAAGGUCCAAAUUGAACUGUACCAGAAGUAUCUUGACAGAACUGGAAGUGCAAACAGUGUGAUGGGCAAGGGAGCAAAACUGUUUUCUGACUACCAGGCUCUGAUGAGGAUCUGGACCCAUCCCUGGGUUCUCAAGAUGGACGAAGUCCGCCAGGAAAAAAAGGCCAAAUGGGAUGACGAGGAUUCCUUUAUUGAAGAUGGUAGCACGAGUGAGGAAGACAUAGGGUCGGAGGUCAGCAAGUCCAGUGACAGCGAUAGUGAUGUUGUGGCCAUCAGCGACAACAGCAGCGGUGAGGAUGAUGGUGAUAAGAAAACCCGAAGUAGCAAGGAGGCAGGAAGCUCUAAAGACACAAAUGAAGUCGCAGUCAACUCCAAAGGAGAAGUUGUGAAGAAGUGGACAACAAGAUCAAGAGGGGGUGAAGGAACUGAAUGGGAAGGCAUCAUCAAAGCAGCCGAGGAGGAGGAAGAGGACCGUCCACUCACCACUGACUGGUGGGCCGAUUACGUCACUGAGGAGGAUGCGCAUAGAAUAGAGCUUAGUGGCAAACUUUCACUGCUGUUUGAGAUCCUUCGUAUGUCUGAGGAGAUUGGUGAUAAGGUGUUGGUGUUCAGUCAGAGUCUGUUAUCGUUAGACCUGAUAGAAGAUUUCCUGGAACAUAUAGACAAGAAACACCAAGAGGAAACUGAGGAAAAAGAGAGGAAGAGAAAGGAAGCUGAAGAAGAGAAAAACAAAAAUGAUAGUGAGGAGAAAGAAAAAGAGGAGAAGGAGGAAGAGGAGAAAAAUGACGAGGAAAAGGAGAAAAAUGAUGAGGAAAAAUCUGAAGAGACUACACCUGAAGAAAGUGUGUUUGGUAAACAAUGGACAAAAGGAGCUGACUAUUUCCGUAUGGAUGGAUCAACGAGUGCUCAGCACAGAAAAGAGUUGGCGACAUCCUUCAAUGACCCAGAAAACUACAGGGCAAGGCUGUUCAUCAUUUCCACCAAGGCUGGUGGUUUGGGAAUCAAUCUUGUUGCGGCUAACAGGGUCAUCAUAUUUGAUGCGUCGUGGAAUCCUUCCAAUGAUGUACAGUCUGUGUUCCGUGUGUACAGAUUUGGGCAAACUAAGCCAGUGUACAUCUACAGAUUCCUAGCACAGGGCACCAUGGAGGAGAAGAUUUAUGAACGGCAGGUAACCAAGCAGUCCCUGUCUCAACGUGUGGUAGAUGAACAUCAGAUAGAGCGUCACUUCACCUCUCAUGACCUCCAGGUCCUCUACACCUUCAAACCUGACCGCUUAGAUGAUCCAAACAGGGAGGAGAGACCAACACCAGAAUUACCCCAGGACCACAUGCUUGCCGAGAUGCUCCAGAGUCACAAGGAAUGGAUCUGCUCUUAUCACAAACACGACUCCCUGCUGGAGAACCAGAUCAGCGAGGAGCUUACUGAAGAAGAGAGGCAGGCAGCCUGGAAAGAGUUUGAGGAUGAGAAGAAGGGCAUCAUGAACAAUGUCCGCCAGCAGUUCAUGGGUAUGAACAAUAUGCCAGGAAUGCCUCCAGGGAUAAACCCUAACAUCAACAUGAACAUGCUAAUUCAGCAAGGCCUCCGGCUCCCACAGAUGGGUGGAGGAAUGCCUGGCUCCAACAUGCCAUUCAACCAACAGAACUUGCUCCAGUUGGUUCAGGAUAUGAAGACACGGUUCCCACAUCUGCCUGAGGACCAGUUGACGGCCAGAGUACAGGGGGUCAUACGUCACAUCAUCACCAGUCAGUACAUGCAGCAGCAGGAAAUGCAGAAACGACAGCUUGAGCAAAGAGAAAUGCAGCACCAACAACAGCUUCAUCAGAUCCAAGCCCAGAUCCAGCGCCAACAACAACAACUGAAUGCACACCAGAGGAUGUCCGGUCAGCAAGGUCACAUGCCCAACAGAAGAUAAUCAUGGUUCACAUAGGCUACAGAUACUGUCAUGUUUACAUAAACGCUGUGUGACUCGGACACGUUGGAUAUGGGUCACAACUAGAUGAUUAACUUAUAAACUGUGAAGGAACAACAGAUUGACGGAGGACGUGUUGUUCUCAAAUAUUUUAUUAUGUUAAGUGUGUCAGUCUGGUUAACUUAAAACUUUGCUUGUAUGGUAAUUUAUUCUUGUUCCUCCUUUGUUCUGAACAUCCGAGGUUAUAAAUUAAGGUUAUAGAUAUUUUUGUAAUGUUGAAAGCAAACCUUGGCAAGAUGUUGUUAAGCAGACUUUGAUCCCUAUAUUAACUUUUUACCUGAUGUGGCAAUAUUUGUUCCUUUGUUCUAGUCUAUGUCAUUUUUUAACCCUUAAAAACUUACUUUUUUUCUUCUAACAAUCAGUGUGAUUUAUUAAAAUAAAAACAAAAUACUAAAUGAGACUAGUGUGAUCAUGAACACAAAUCAGAAGGGGAGAUAACUCAACAUUGGAAAUAAUAGAUUUUGGUAAAUCUUUGGUCGGUCUGCAUCAGCAGAUAUUUCCAGCAAAUUUUAUAAUAAUUUUCCAUCUAGUCACAGUUUGAAUCCUAGUCAUUCGUAAUAUUUAACUACAUUUUGGAUUCUGGACACGUAAAUUGUAUGGGUGGCCAUAGUGAAGUGUGACUGGCGGUUAUAUAUUUUUUAAAAUAUUUAACAUUGAAUUUUUUAAGCGAUUUGACUUUUUCCAUCGCUUCUGCUGUAAAUUGCCAACAAUACCUAUACACAACUUUAGACACCAACUAUGUAUAACAUUUGUGAUUGGAUCAGAACAGAUUUACUAAGGUAAUAUAUGUACAACAAUAUUUUGUUUGAACUGACCAGAGGUUUACCAUCUCCUUGGUCACAUAAUUUGCUGUAAGAAUUGAAGGUUAACAGUUUAAAUUAAGUGUUUUAUUGUAAUUCCUUUCAAUCCUGAUUUACUGGAAGCCUUAUGUUGUCACUUGAUUCUAAGUAAGCCUAAUUGGAAACAUUUUAAAUCAGUUGUUUCAGCUGAUUUCAAAUGGUAUCCAGAAAAUCAUAAUGUGAUUAACAUUGUCAGUUUCAUUAUCAUUUCAAUAUUGAGGAUAUGAAUUGGACACUUUUGUUGUAAACUACAUUUGUAGUUAUGUAAAUGCCUUUUUUUCUGUUUUGUAUAUUUUACAUAGCUUUCAUUGUUAAUUAAGUGGUCAAGAUUUCCAAAUUACUGAAUGAACAUCAAUAAAAAAAAGUGUGUAACCCGGACUCACCUUCUUCCUCCUUACAAACACUUGGUAUGAGCUCAUGAUUAUAAUGUUUGUUUUAAAGAUCUUAACAGAGCAUAAGAUUAUAAUCUUUUGCACCUGUGUAGAAUGUGGUUGUACAUCGAUUGUAGUUAUAUAUGAUACUGGUUAAGACAUUGGGAACAGUCCAUUCAGAUCGCUCACAUUACUGUAUACUAAGAUAUUUUAGUGGUAAUCCUAUUUUAGCAAUUUCUGCGAAGGAAAGAAUCCUGCUAAAUCAGGAUUACACUAAUUGUAGUUUCUGUUCAUUUAUUUUCUGUGGCAUGUAUUUUGGCAGCCCCGAUUCAUCAUGGCGCUGGUUUUUGAUUCGGUCAUUCACUAAAAUUUGAGUGUGCCAAAAUAAGUAUUUAUAUCCUCUUACUUUUCCUUGUUGACUGUGAUCAGAUAGAAAGGAAGGAUUUGCAUGUGGUAAGUUGAGAAUGGGAUGACGGGUAAUUCUGCUGUUGGUAUUGGUUUGGAAAGGGAAGUGUGUCGUAUGUGCAGGUCACGUAGCUAGAACUAAUGUUGUAAUAUUAAGAUAUUUGGCAUGAUUUCUUGUAUGUGUCGGUGCUUUGGUUUUGUAGUGCUUUGUGAAGUCACCGAGACGUUCCAUAGCAUAGCAUUGUUUGAUGUACAAAAACUGUUUGAUGUACAAAAACAUUAGGUUGCAGUGAUCAUUUGGUCUAAUUUGUACUUUACAAAAGAGUAAUAGAUAUUGUAUCCAGGGUACACCUGGUCAUAUGGAAAAUACACAAAAAAA